This is a messenger RNA of Oryza brachyantha (malo sina), 2294 nucleotides long. Its product is annotated as transcription factor bHLH30-like. The record is from RefSeq and is a predicted model, not a curated record. The transcript has 2 exons. Bases 1097 to 1915 code for a protein of 272 amino acids. Gene Ontology annotation, molecular function: protein dimerization activity; DNA-binding transcription factor activity. Gene Ontology annotation, biological process: regulation of DNA-templated transcription. NCBI's taxonomy places the organism in Eukaryota, Viridiplantae, Streptophyta, Magnoliopsida, Poales, Poaceae.
UCAAGCCAAAGGGCCUGCACACAUAAGCUGCACAAUCUCCAUCCCUCUCUCGUCAAGAAUCUCUCAAGAGCCCUCUUCCUCCAUCCAUCCAUCCAUCCAGCCUUGUGCUCUGCGUUCCCUUCUCAAUCCUGCACAAGUUUCUGAAGCAGAGAAGAUCAAUUCACCAUUCACCAAGAAACUGAGAGGAAAUCCCAGAUUAUCUACACAGAAAUCAUCUGUCUGAGAGAGAGAAGAACAGAAGAUGAUCCCGUUCAUAAAGCAGAGAAGCUCCAGGAUGAAACGUGCCCUGCACUAGCCUACGCUGCUGAAGAAAGAGGAGCUCCCCGAAGACAGUAAUGGAAGCACACCGCCGCACGCCAAGGUUCUGCACGGGUGGAAGCGAGGUGGGCUCGGCGGAGCAGAGGAAGCUACGGCGUGUCACGCUCCCCUUCUGGUCGUGCCCUCCGAACCGGCCGCCGGGCACCUGAGCCCUUCUGCUUCCUCCUCCUCUCUCAUCUCUUCUCUCCCUCCUCGGUGUCUGUAGCUUCUCCUGAGUUCUUGAACAGCCUGAGAGACCACAAAAGCUACGAUCUUUGUGCCCUCCUGCUUCCUGCUUGUCCCUGUCGCUCCACUGUUUCGCGCGUACCGGAAGCAACGACAUGGCUCUGCUUUUCUUGUGAUCUGGUUGGAAGUUUCUGCUCCUACGACCUUGCCGUUUGUUUAGGCGAUCUUGGGAGAAGAGAAGGGCUUUGGUGUUGCUGCUGUCUGCCACUCUGCCUGCCUGUUUCUUGCCGCUGGCUCUCGUCCUUGUCUGAAUCUUGCAGGUUCUUGGGCUUGGCUUGGCCUUGCUUCCAUCCUCUCUUUGUGGGCGGAACAUCUGCGACAUUCUGGGUGGAGAGAGACUCGUUUCAGGUGUUCUUGGCACACUUAUGCCUUGCAAGUUUCUUGGGUGCAGGAGCCGUUUGCCUGGCCUGCUUUGAUCGUUUGCUCUGGCUGAUCGUGUCCGAUCCUCUUGUAUGGUGCUUGCCUUGUUUGGUAUUUCGGCCUUCGAUCUGCAUGUUCUUUUGCCUUGUGGAUCGUCUCCGUAGUGGCAGCCCGCUUGCACCGCGACCACGGGAUGGGCUCUGCUCCCUUCGGUGACGCCGCCGCCGCCGGUCGGCUGUACGAUUUCCAGGGGUACCACGGCGGCGGCCAUGGGCCUUACGGCGUCAGACAGCCCCAGCCGGGCCGAGCGUCCGCGUCGUCGGUUUUCUUCGACGACGGCGAAACGGAUGGAAUGGACGCCGCUGCCGCCGCCGACAUGGAUAUGCCUAGGAAGGAUUGCGGCGGCGACCGGGACGAGAAGGCGGCGAUGGCGCUCAAGAGCCACAGUGAGGCGGAGCGGCGGCGGCGGGAGAGGAUCAACGCCCACCUCGCCACGCUCCGGACCAUGGUGCCCUGCACGGACAAGAUGGACAAAGCCGCGCUGCUCGCGGAGGUGGUGAGCCACGUGAGGAAGCUGAAGAGCGCCGCGGCGCGGGUCGGCAGGUGCUCCCCCGUCCCGUCCGGCGCCGACGAGGUCGCCGUCGAGGCCGUCCAGGAGGCGUCCGCCUCCGGCCGCGGCGGAGGAGGCGGCGAUACGCCCGUCCUCCUCAGGGCGACGCUCAGCUGCGACGACCGCGCCGACCUCUUCGUGGACGUCAAGCGCGCGCUGCAGCCGCUCGGGCUGGAGGUGGUCGGCUCCGAGGUGACCACGCUGGGCGGCCGCGUCCGGCUCACCUUCCUGGUGUCGUGCGGGCCGCGCGCCGCCGCCGCCGCUGCCAUGGCCUCGGUCCGCGAGGCGCUCCAGUCCGUGCUUGACAAGGCCAGCUCCGGCUUCGACUUCGCGCCCAGGACGUCGCUGCUGAGCAAACGCCGGAAGGUCUCAACGUUCGAGUCGUCGAGCUCCUCGUCUUGACAGCUUCAGAGAAGACGACGCUAUCUAUGGCUGCUUAGCUAGGGUUUAGUGCUGUGCCAUGUCGGACUGGAUAUCAUCUACUCUUCGCUACUGCUACUCCCCAGCCAAAAAGAUCUAACCAGUUGAUCAAUGCAGUGAUUUAAUCCUACUGCUAAAUUAAUCAUGGUUGUGAAAGAUAGAUACAAACUGAACUACUGAAGCGAGUUCUUUUUUUCUUUCUUUUUUUCAAGAGUACUCAAGUUACACUGCAAGUGCAGCUUAUCUUUUGUAUUGUACACCUUCACUCUUCAGUGUGACUCCAGUAUUUUGUUAGUACCAUCUUGCCCCUUCAUGGAGAUCACAGUGUCUUUCUUCGCCCAUCUCUCAUGAUUCUUGAAAA